AUGAACUCUGUUCGGCCAAGAAUUUUGAUUGUCGGUGCAGGAUGGGCUGGCUUCAUCCUCAGCCAACAGCUUGAUGAUUCCAAAUACGACAUAACGAUUAUCGCACCCCACCAAACCUUUGCUUACACUCCUCUCCUAGCCAGUGCCGCCACUGGACUCUUUUUCUCUCGCCUAGCAGAGGAGCCUAUCCGCCGUGCUCACCGCCGCAUGACCUAUUAUCGUGCACUGGCUACCGCAGCGGAUCUUGACCAGAAAUCUGUAACCUGUAUUCCAUCUAUUCUUCAGCCUAGCGGACGCGAUGUUCGCGAUGAUAACCAUCCAUUCAUGGUCGAGUACGACAUCCUCAUCAUCGCUCCAGGCUGUGUGAAUCAGACGUUUAGUACGCCAGGUGCAACUGACUACUGUUUCUUCCUUAAGACGGUACCAGAUGCCGAAGCAAUCAAAGAAAAGCUAUUGUCCCUACUUGAAGUUGCUUCUUUGCCAACUACGAGUCCGGAGCGUGCGAAGGAGCUACUGCAUAUUGCUGUCGUAGGUGGUGGACCGACAGGUGUAGAACUCUCUGCAGAGCUGACAGACCUAUUCAGCGAGAUGUCAAAAACAUAUCCACAUCUCGCUGGUCUGCCUUCUAUUACCAUACACGACGUUGCUCCAGAAAUUCUUGGCGUAUUCCAUCAAAAAUUAAAAGCAUAUGCAUUGCGGUCUUUCAAAAAACAUGGCGUGGAGGUCAAGACAAACUCUCAUAUCGAGAAGAUCGAAGAGGAUGCGCUGUAUACGAAGGAAGAUGGAAGAAUUCCGGCUGGAAUGGUGGCUUGGGCUACGGGCAACAAGCAAUGCGAUUUUGUCGAAUCGCUUCGUGGGUUGUCGAAGGCGACGAGGCUAGGCCGUAUCUUGACUGAUCAACGACUUCGAGCGUUGAAAGAAGAUCAAUCGGUUUUGGAAAAUGUAUAUGCACUUGGGGAUGCUGCAGACAUCUUUGGCAAUGGUCUGCCAACAACCGCCGAAGUGGCCGUCCAGAAAGCGGAAUAUCUCGUGAACACUCUUAAUCGUCAUUCAUCCAAACCAGCAAGUCCGUUUGUCUAUAAACAGCGGAGGAUGGUCGCAUAUGUCGGAGGCACUGACGGAGUGAUAAUGGGUAGGCAGGAUUGGACAGGUGAAGCGGCUUGGUUGGCUUGGAGAUCCGGAAGCUUGGGGUGGACAAGGUCAUGGCGGCGGGCAGGGAUGAUCAUGGCAAGUUGGGCGUGGAAUUUCAUUGGAGGCCGGGAAAUUGCAAGAAAGUGA
This is a messenger RNA of Lentinula edodes (shiitake mushroom), 1278 nucleotides long. RefSeq lists its product as uncharacterized. Lineage: Eukaryota; Fungi; Basidiomycota; Agaricomycetes; Agaricales; Omphalotaceae. The transcript is spliced from 3 exons. The record is from RefSeq and is a predicted model, not a curated record. Gene Ontology annotation, molecular function: NADH dehydrogenase activity. The coding region runs from base 1 to 1278 and encodes 425 amino acids.